This is a messenger RNA of Choloepus didactylus (southern two-toed sloth), 2013 nucleotides long. RefSeq names its product ATP-dependent RNA helicase DDX18-like. The transcript has a single exon. Gene Ontology annotation, cellular component: nucleolus. Gene Ontology annotation, molecular function: RNA helicase activity; nucleic acid binding; ATP binding. Bases 1 to 2013 code for a protein of 670 amino acids. Lineage: Eukaryota; Metazoa; Chordata; Mammalia; Pilosa; Megalonychidae. The record is from RefSeq and is a predicted model, not a curated record. Gene Ontology annotation, biological process: maturation of LSU-rRNA from tricistronic rRNA transcript (SSU-rRNA, 5.8S rRNA, LSU-rRNA).
AUGUCUCACCUACCGAUAAAACUGCUGCGCAGAAAGAUCGACAAGCGGAACCUAAAGUUGCGGCAGCGAAACCUAAAGCUACAGGGGGCCUCAGAUGUGAGCCUAUCAGAGACCCAAAAUAGAGAUGUGUCUGAAGAAAUUGUGGAAGCUGGAAAAGUUAAAAAGUCCCUAAAACAGUCUAUGAAUGUGGGCUUGUCAGAAGCCCAAAAUGGAGACAUGGCUAAUGAAACAGUAAAAAACAUUAAAGUUAAAAAAUCCCCAAAGAAGUUUACUGUAUUAACCAAUGGUGAAGCAGCAACACAGUCACCCAAUUCAGAAUCAAAAAAGAAAAAGAAAAAGAAGAGAAAAAUUGUAGAAAAUGCUGGGCCUGAUGCAAAAAAAGCAAAAACCGAAGAUAAAGCGGAGUCUGAAGAAGAAGGUGCUGGAGCUCCUGAAGAAACAGAAAAUAACGUGAAGCAGCCAGAUGAUGAUGACAAUGACAAUGAAGUGGCCACGUUGCCCCUGGGACUGACAGGAGCUUUUGAGGAUACUUCAUUUGCAUCCCUAACUAACCUUGUCAGUGAAAACACUCUAAGGGCGAUAAAAGAAAUGGGCUUUACGAACAUGACUGAAAUUCAACAUAAAAGUGUCAGACCACUUCUGGAAGGCAGAGAUCUUCUAGCAGCUGCGAAGACAGGCAGUGGCAAAACCCUGGCAUUUCUCAUCCCUGCUAUUGAACUCAUUGUUAAGUUAAAAUUCAUGCCCAGGAAUGGAACAGGAGUCCUUAUUCUCUCACCUACUAGAGAGCUGGCCAUGCAGACGUUUGGUGUGCUUAAGGAGCUAAUGACCCACCACGUCCACACAUAUGGGUUGAUAAUGGGGGGCAGUAACAGAUCUGCUGAAGCACAGAAACUUGUUAAUGGGAUCAACAUCAUCGUGGCCACGCCGGGUCGACUCCUGGACCAUAUGCAGAAUACCCCAGGGUUUAUGUAUAAAAACCUACAGUGUCUUGUUAUUGAUGAGGCUGAUCGUAUCUUGGAUGUUGGGUUUGAAGAGGAAUUAAAGCAAAUUAUUAAACUUCUGCCAGUACGCAGACAGACCAUGCUCUUUUCUGCCACACAAACUCGAAAAGUUGAAGACCUGGCAAGAAUUUCUUUGAAAAAGGAGCCAUUGUAUGUUGGUGUUGAUGAUGAUAAAACUAAUGCAACAGUGGAUGGGCUUGAGCAGGGAUAUGUUGUUUGUCCCUCUGAAAAGAGAUUCCUUCUGCUCUUUACAUUCCUUAAGAAGAACCGAAAGAAGAAAAUGAUGGUAUUCUUUUCAUCCUGUAAGUCUGUGAAAUACCACUACGAGUUGCUGAACUACAUCGAUUUGCCUGUCUUGGCCAUUCAUGGAAAGCAGAAGCAAAAUAAGCGGACGACCACCUUCUUCCAGUUUUGCAAUGCAGAUUCGGGGACACUGUUGUGUACAGAUGUGGCAGCUCGAGGGCUGGAUAUUCCUGAAGUCGACUGGAUUGUUCAGUAUGACCCUCUAGAUGACCCUAAGGAAUAUAUUCAUCGUGUGGGUAGAACAGCCAGAGGCCUAAAUGGAAGAGGACAUGCCUUGCUCAUUUUGCGCCCAGAGGAAUUGGGUUUCCUUCAUUAUUUGAAGCAGUCCAAGGUUCCAUUAAGUGAGUCUGAGUUUUCUUGGUCCAAAAUUUCUGACAUCCAGUCUCAGCUUAAGAAAUUGAUUGAAAAGAACUACUUCCUUCAUAAGUCAGCCCAGGAAGCAUAUAAGUCAUACAUUCAAGCAUAUGAUUCCCAUUCUCUGAAACAAAUCUAUAACGUCAAUAACUUAAAUUUGCCUCAGGUUGCUCUGUCUUUCGGUUUCAAGGUGCCUCCUUUUGUUGAUCUAAAUGUGAACAGCAACGACGACAAAUGGAAAAAGAGAGGAGGAGGUGGCGGAUUCGGCUACCAGAAAGCCAAGAAAAUUGAGAAGUCCAAAAUCUUCAGAAACAUUAGCAAGAAAUCAUCUGACAGAAGGCAGUUCUCUCACUGA